AUGAGUGACGAGGAGUAUGGACGGGAGGGCGACGGGGUGGGGGCGAGGGAAGAUGGUGGCGGGAAAGAGGUGCAUUUGGCUCGGGGGGAUGGCAGUGGGGUAUGGCGAGGAUGCCGUUGUAGAGCAAGUGAUCUCAAUUAUGAGAGGGAUCGACAAUCUACGAAGGGCCUGGCCGAGCGGGACCCCCAUGAUCGGCAACCAGUCACGUCGAGGAUGCCACCGAGACGGAGUCUGCGUACCGCGCAGACGACGAAGGAAGCCCCCAUCAACGAUACGAUACUUGCGUCGGGAUACUCGGCUGACUCCAUACAGCCCACACCAGCUACCAAACCCUCAAGCGAACACCCCCUUUUCCACCACCAAGAUGUCACGCUCAUUCUCGCGAAACACUUGGACCUCCCCUCCGCCCUCAGCUUCGCCAGAGUUUGUCGAGCGUUCGAGGCUGUCUCUAACCGUCGGAUCUGGCGGGAUGUCGACUUCAGUCUUCCCUAUAUCCAUCGGGGCAGACCCGGGAUGAUGCAGUCCCCAGGCGCCGCAAAGGAAGCGGAAGAUGAGCUUCAGAGAGAGAGGCUCAGAAUCAAAGAGAAGGCGGACCGGGUGUGUGGGCAGCUUCAAGCCAAGGGGAGCUUCAUCAGAAUAAUCACGUGGUCGUGCGACGGGGUCGGAGUGGAUGCUAUCCUGGAGGUUCUAGAGGCGGCCGCGAGUAACGUCGAAUCGCUCGAGGUCUCGUCCCAGCAGAACAUGGGGGAACUAUCGGAGGACUAUGCCCCUUUCUGCGACAUCCUGGUCGCCGAUGGGGACCCUUUUGCAUUCGAUCGCCUCACUACCCUCAUACUCGGCGCCAAUGCGGUUGAAACGGUCGACACCAUCCCCCACCUACUCGACUCAUGGCCCCACCUCUCCACUUUGGACAUCACUAUCGGUCGAUUCAGGACAUACGAGUCACCCAAGCCAUCGGCACAUCGUCCCUUCCCUGCUCCCAAUCUGGUCGUCAAAUCUACAACUCUCCGUCGAAUGCGGAUCGCCAUCUCCGAGGGGAUCACGCCGGGACGCGUCCCGGAACCCUCAUACGAUCCGGCGGUCGAUCCGCUCGAGACCGUCCUCUCUUUGCUACGGCAUAGCAUUCACCUUCGCCAGCUCAGCCUGGACUUCGAUCCGGCGUACCACAAUCGGGCUGACGCGGUACUUGCCGCCCUCGACGGCCUCGGCCACCUCACCGACCUUUACUGGGCGGGACUGCUGCGGAGCAAUUACGGCCGACGGGAGGCAAAGCACAACAAGACUUAUCGAUUGCCCAAAACACUCAUGGCGCCUGGUGGCGGGCAGGUUCAGCGUUUGACGCUGAGGUUUGGUCAGUGGAAGUUCCCGAGGUACGAGUGGUGCGGUCUGGAGAACGUCGAAACCGUCAACCUAGACUGCAGUGCUCGGACCGACAACAGCACUCCUGAUCCUCUCGGGGACCUCUGCCUUGGCUUUGCCACCUGGCUCAAGACCCAUUCUCGGCUCCACAGCAUCUACUACAUCGCCUCCAUCUCUGCCAACGAUACUCUACGGGUGUUUAACCACCUGGACUCCAUCGUCGGAGGCAUCACCCCGACCAUACAAAUCCGAGCUUAUCGACACGGCGGGGAAGAAUGCUUUCAUAUCACGGCCAUGGUUCAAUCGGUCAAUCCUCUUUCCAACUCGGACUCGGACUCGGACUCCGACUCCGACUCGAGAAUGCCAAAACCCGUGGAUAUCCUCUAUACCGCCGGGUACCCAGCCGCAAUGAGCGGUGCACCGCUCGUCGCGCAUGAGCGCACCCACUACGCCUGCUCGACUGACCCGUUGGGGCGUGACAAGGCGGUUUUGAUUGGGCGGAUUUGGGCGGGGCCGGGCAAUAUCGCUGAGCGAAAAGGCUGGGUCAUGUGCAAAGGCCUCCGCUGGUAUCCGAUCCCAGUACAUAACAUCCUCGUGUGGCCGGGAGCACAGCCCCAGUCUCCAGGUGACCUGCUCCGCUCGGCGAGCUCGGACGUAAGGAAUGCGGUGCAACCCAAAAUCACCUUGCGUCCAAGCGACUUGACAUCCUUUUGCGAGAUGACCGAAGACUCGCCGCUCAUGAGCGCGCCGGCAGCGGGGCCGGAGGCAGAGGCACCGCCCGAGGGCAAAGGACAAAUCGAUACCGAUCCCAACCUCUCUAUGAGUAGCCUCUCCCUCAAUCUCGACGACCCCCCUCGGACACCCACUCCCUUCCUCAGCGAAGAUAUCCUUAUUUCCGUCGCAAACCAACUCGACCUCCCUUCGGCGCUCAGCCUCGCGCGAGUCAAUCGCAUUUGCGCGAGGGCCGCUCAGUAUCGCAUAUGGCGGGAUAUCAAUCUCGCCUAUCCCUCGUAUGACGCGUCGGCGCUGUCGCCCGCAAAGAUUGCGGCGGACAAGGCGAGGUUGAACGAGAGGGUCUCAAUGAUCCGAGCGCAAGCUGGAGACAAGGGGACCUUUGUCAGGAGCGUUACAUGGUCGUCGCAGGCGGUCUGGGCGGAGGCGAUAAGGGACGUUCUGGAGGCUGUCGCGGAUAGCGUCGAAUCCAUCGAGGUCUCAGUCCGGGCCAGGGAGCCAGGAGACGUCAAGCGGCCUCGCCACGUCCCUCCUUUCGACGCAAUCCUGGACGCUGAGCCGCAGCUGCACCGCUUCGACAAGCUCACAUCGGUCAUCAUGGGCUCGGACUCCAUCAGGCUAUCGGGCUUCAUUCCUGCUCUUCUCGACGUAGCUCCCAACAUCUCCACUUUGGACAUCCGCACCGACCUACUUCCCCUCUCCCGCAUGACCGGUCCGACCCCCCAAUUCACAUACUCUACUCCUCGACUCAUCACUCGUCCCACGAAGCUCCAGCGGCUGGGACUCUACCUGUCGGAACCGUACCAGACAUCAUUCCCGACGACUAUCUACGGGCCGGAGGUGGAACCUCGUGCGUCAGAUUCACAACCGAUCGAUACGGUCCUCUCCCUCCUGCGGAACAGUCCGCAUCUGCGGCAACUCUACCUCCAUUACAAUGCUCGCCUCUUUGCGGAAGUUAACGCUGUGACCGGCGCGAUCACUGGCCUCAAGUCCCUGGUGGGCUUGCGCUGGACCGAGCUGGAUGGGUGCCAGCACCACGGCCCGCAACGCUACCCCGCUGCCGUUACGGACGCGACGGACGCAGCGGUGGAGCGCUUGAUAUUAUGGCCUUGGAAGUACUUUGAUCGUUACGAAUACUGCGCGUUUAACAAUAUCACGAGCGUAUUUGUCAUACUGGACCGCGACGUCUGGAAACUGGAUGUAUGCCCUCUAUGGGCUGGCCGCUGUCUAGGCGAUCCGCGCGAUGGCUACCAAAUUGGCCUCCCCUUCCUCACUUGGCUCGAUCGGCAUCCCAAGGUCGGCCGGAUCUACUUCGACUCCACUCACAAUCGCACCAAAGAUCUGCGGAUCUUCGAUAGAUGCGACUCUCUCGAGCGCGACGAAUCACCCACCAUAAAGAUCCGAUCUUAUCGCCAUGGUGGGGAGGAAUGCUUCCACAUCUCCAUCCUCGUCAGUCAGUCCGGUCUGCUCAGUCAGGCCACACGCACCGGUCACGUCAAGGGGCCUCGGACAUGGCAAGACUACGUCUACUUCAAGCGAGCCGCCACGCCGGUCACUAUGGUGUCCACCGGGGUGAUGCAGGAAAUGAGGAGGGCGGAAGGAGUGACUGAAGAGGAGUGGGACAAACGCGGGGUGGAGGACCAGGCGCCGCGAUAUCGCCGGGCUCGGAGCGGCCUGUAUGCCUCCAUCGCUGAGAUGUACAGACGCCUCGCUCCUCUGUAUAUCUCUUGUCCCUCGCCUGCGCAUCCCGCUGACGCCAUCGCGAUGCUAUCGGCUUUGUGGAACUCCCUCGCGGCGGGUUCCGGCGGGUCAGCUGUCAAUGAUAUCCCUGAGCCCAGCUCUCCCGCCGUGCCCGAUACUCCUUCCACCGCACCCAUUCCCUUUCUCAAAGAAGAUAUCCUGAUCAACAUCGCCGGUCACCUUGAUCUCAGCUCUGCCCUCAACCUCGCCAAAGCCCACCCCAUCUGCGCUCUCGCGUGCCGGUACCGGAUAUGGCGCGACAUCGACCUCACUGUACCUGUCCGAGACACUCGUACCGCCUGGGCCGAGGAUCAAAUUCGGAGGGAUAAGGCGGUCUUGGAGGCGAGGGCCUGGAGCGUUUGGGGGCAGCUGGAGGUGAAGGGGAAGUUCAUCAAGACCAUCCGCUGGUCAGCUCAGGGGCUUUCCACCGAAGUGGUCUGGGAGAUCCUCUCAGACUCCGGGCGCUACAUCGAGUCCAUCACCGUCUUGUCGACCGAACAUCGGCUCGACAAAGCGGACCUGUUCCGCCCCACCUUCGACAUUAUCUUACUCGCACCAAAGCUCCCUAGCUUCGCCAAGCUCACAACGCUUUUGCUCGGCUCGGACUCUGCCAAGACCCCCAACUUCCUCCCUGAUCUCUUCAAAUCAGCGUCUGCUUUGACCGCCCUCGACGUCUGCAUAGAUCUUCGCACCACACCGUCGGACGACCUCCCACUCGAUAUGUCAUCACCGCGGCGCCUCGUCACCACGCAGACCCUCCUCCAGCGACUCCGGAUAGUCAUCUCCAACCCAGAGACUAUCGCGCAUCCGUUUUCGGGUAGCGAUGGCUACCGGCCAGCCACAGACUCGCUCGACACCAUUAUCUCGCUGCUCCGACUCAGCACGUCGCUGGAGCAGCUCAGCCUGGAUUACAAACCACCAUACCAUGAUCGGGCGGACGCUAUCCUCGAUGCCCUGGACAAUCUCCAUCGUCUCUCUGACCUCCGCUGGGCCAAUCUAGAUCGGGCAGCCACGAGGUCGAUCCCGCGCCUCGCUGCGCCGGGAGCCGGGCCUUGCGGCGGAAAGGUUCGGCGUUUGACCUUGGAGUACGAUCUUUGGACCUUGCCCACCUAUGAAUGGCGCGGACUCGAGUCUGUCGAGACACUUGUUCUCGACUGCACAGUCCGCCCAGAUCAUCCCCAGGCUUUCAAGCUUGAUGUCAACGACUUCUUCCUCAGAGCUCUUGCUCAGCGUGGGUUCGCCAAGUGGCUUCUGCGUCACCCCAAACUCUCUCGGAUCUUCUACCUCGGCAAUGUUCCCAACGGGAACACCCUACAGGCGUUUGACCCUCUCGUCGGACUCGAACGCACCGACAUCCCCACCGUUAUGAUUCGGUCGUAUCGACACGGCGAGGAAGAGUGCCUCCACGUCUCGGUCCUCCUCCAAGCAAUCGACGAAGAGUCCCGACAUUCCGGCGGCAGUCGUCCUCGCUUCCUCUAUACGGCGAGACACCCAUCAUUCGCAAAGUACCAGUCCUUCAGCGAGUAUCCGCUGGUAUGGCGUUACACUACAUACUAUAAGCGCCCGAACGAUCCCGCCGGCGCGCGCACUUCUGUGCCAUCGGCGGUGCUGGAGCGGAUGCGGGUAGUUGAGGGGCUUAGCGAGAAAGAGUGGGGAAAUCGGGGUGUGGAAGUGGGGGCAAUGGCUUGGCAGGUAUUGAGGGAAUCCAGGGCCGUCUAA
This is a messenger RNA of Dioszegia hungarica, 5550 nucleotides long. RefSeq lists its product as uncharacterized. The transcript has 14 exons. Bases 1 to 5550 code for a protein of 1849 amino acids. The record is from RefSeq and is a predicted model, not a curated record. Lineage: Eukaryota; Fungi; Basidiomycota; Tremellomycetes; Tremellales; Bulleribasidiaceae.